AAGCAUGAAAGAGGUCGAUUUCUAAACUUCCACCAUCUCACUUUUUGGGUUGGAAAUGCCAAACAGGCUGCAUCAUUCUACUGUGACAAGUUGGGAUUUGAACCUUUGGCCUAUAAAGGUCUUGAGACUGGUAAUCGAGAUGUGGUAUCACAUGCUGUCAAGCAGGACAAGAUUGUUUUCGUGUUUGAAUCCCCACUAAAUCCGGGUAAUCGAGAGAUGGGUGAACAUUUAAUCAAGCAUGGAGAUGGCGUGAAAGACAUAGCUUUCCAGGUUGAAGACUGUGAUUUUUUAUUUCAGAAAGCCAAAGAACGUGGGGCAAUAGUUGUAAAAGAGCCAUGGAUUGAAGAAGAUCAAGGUGGCAAAGUGAAAUAUGCUGUUUUACAAACUUAUGGAGAUACUACACAUACCCUUGUUGAGUACCUGGGGCCAUAUCAAGGUCUAUUCCUCCCGGGUUUUAAAGAGCCACUGUUUAGAGAUCCGGUGCUUUCUUCUCUGCCACCAGGUUGUCUUAGAUUUGUUGAUCACAUUGUUGGAAAUCAAGCUAAUGAUGAUAUGCUCUCCGUGGUGGACUGGUAUCAAAAUUGCUUGCUAUUUCAUAGAUUCUGGUCUGUAGAUGACAAACAGGUUCAUACCGAAUAUAGUGCAUUACGUUCAAUUGUGGUAACAAAUUAUGAAGAGACCAUAAAAAUGCCAAUAAAUGAGCCAGCUGCUGGAAAGAAAAAGUCACAGAUUCAGGAGUACGUGGACUACUAUGAUGGUGCUGGUGUACAGCACAUUGCACUUAAUACUUCCGACAUCAUCAAAGCAGUGAAACAUCUGAAAUCUCGUGGCAUAGAGUUUCUUUCUGCUCCUGACACCUAUUACGAGGAUCUAAGAAAACAACUAAAAACUGCCAAGAUCACAGUGAAAGAAGAUUUGAGUGUGCUACAGGAGCUCAGAAUAUUAAUUGAUUAUGACGACAAAGGCUACCUUCUUCAAAUCUUCUCCAAGCCAAUGCAGGACAGGCCCACUCUCUUUAUAGAAGUUAUACAAAGAUACAAUCAUCAUGGUUUUGGAGCUGGUAAUUUCAAGUCUUUGUUUGAGGCAAUAGAAAAGGAUCAAGAUGCCAGAGGAAACCUAACGGUGUACACGAGUAAUGGAGAGCAACAAGCAUUCAACUGA
Messenger RNA from Staurois parvus, 1161 nucleotides. The record is from the annotation of a GenBank genome assembly. NCBI's taxonomy places the organism in Eukaryota, Metazoa, Chordata, Amphibia, Anura, Ranidae.